AUGGCUCAGGUCAUUGAGUUGGUCGGAGAGUCCAACCCCCUCACGCCGCAAAAUGUCCUCCAUACCCUGAUCCAGGCUGCUAGCUCCGUGCCGCAGCAAAUUCAAACUGCAACCCAGCAGCUUCAGAACUGGGAGAAGCAGGAAAAGUACUAUACAUUUGUUCAGGAUGUCUUUUUAGACCAUUCGGUUCCCCUUAACGUUCGGACCCUCGCGAUUAUCCAAAUAAAGAACGGAAUUGAUAGAUUCUGGCGGAAGACAGCCCCAAAUGCAAUCAAGAAACCGGAGAAGGACUAUAUCAAAACGAGGGCUCUACAGGCUGGUGUUGUUGAGCCGGCCCCUCAACUGGCUACCCAAAAUGCUUUGGCGCUUGCGAAAAUCAUGCGCUACGAAUAUCCCGUCGAAUGGCCGGAUGCAAUCUCCUCAGUCAUCGCCCUUCUUCGCUCAUCUACACAGCCCGGCGCGAACCCCCUGCAAUUACCGCGAACCCUUAACAUCCUUCUGCAGAUUAUCAAGGAGCUAUCGAAAGCGCGAAUGCUUCGGACUCGCGAGAGUCUCCAGUCUAUAUCCCCGGAGAUACUUCAUGUCCUCGGAAGCAUAUACGUGAACAAAAUGAACACAUGGGCCGCUCUAGUAGAACAGGGCAAUUACGGUGCCGCGGAGCUGCCAGCAACAAUUGAGCAAAGCCUUAUUUCCCUCAAGGUUCUCCGACGCCUAGUUAUUGCUGGUUUUGAGCACCCCAACAGGACCAACGACGUUCGCGAGUUUUGGCUUUUGACCCACACCCAGUUUAGUCGGUUAUUCAUGCUUAUAAGUGGCUCUACACCAAUCCCUCAGGAGGUGCAAACGUUUGUUGGCAAGCACCUGUUGCAGCUGUCGAAGCUGCAUGUAGAGAUGGCUAGAGACCGUGCAGCCUCCUUCGCGCUACUUCCGGAUUCCAUACCAUUAGUUCAAUCAUAUUGGACGUUAAUGGUCAAACUCGGUGAAACCUGUAGCGAGCUUGGCGCCGACUCAGAUUCGGAAGGCGAGACCUUUAUGGAAAAGGCAGGGCUCAGAGCCCUUCUCCUCAUAAGGGCCUGCGUCAGGAUAGCGUUCUAUCCAGCCCAAACAUUCAAAUACCAAACCCCUCAGGACAAAGAAGAAAAGAAGCAAGCUGUUGAACUCGUCAAGUCACAAUUGUUCACGCAUGACUUUGUUGUCCAUGUGAUGGAGCUGCUUGUCACGCAAUUCUUCCGCCUCAAAAAGGGCGACUUCCAGAAAUGGGAGGAAGAGCCUGAGGAAUGGGAGCGGAAAGAAGAGGAAAUCGGGGAGGCCUGGGAAUUCUCGAUACGUGCUUGCUCAGAGAAGCUUUUCCUUGACCUGGUUACGCAUUUCAAAGACCUUUUGGUCCCCCGCCUGCUGAACGUCUUUUACUCUUUUGCAACCCCAGAUAAACGCGAUGUCCUCCUGAAGGACUCCCUUUACUCCGCCGUUGGCCUCGCUGCAGGCUGCCUAGAGAAAGAUCUUGAUUUUGGUGCUUUCCUCCAGUCAACGCUUGUCCCCGAAGUCCAGAUUCAGGAGCCCGGAUAUAAUGUCCUGAGGAGAAGGAUCGCCAUUUUGCUGGGCCAGUGGUUGCCCGUCAAGUCGGGCGACCUGAACCCUGACUUCGUCUACCAAAUCUUCCAGCAUCUAUUGAAUAGUCAGGACCCGUCAAAUGACCUGGUUGUCCGUAUCACUGCCGGAAGACAGCUUAAGCCGGUGCUUUCAGUCUUUGAAUUUACUCCCGAUGGCUUCAAGCCUUACGCGCUCUCCAUUUUCCAGAACUUGAUAUCUUUGAUGCAUGAAGUCGACACUUCCGAGACUCAGUUGGGCCUGCUAGAUACUUUACGGAUGGCUGUGACAAGGAUGGAGGAUCAUAUUGCUCCCUACUCCGAUCAGAUUCUAGCGUUGCUGCCACCUUUGUGGGAGCAAGCUGGAGAUGAGAACUUGAUGAAGCAGGCUAUUCUCACCCUACUGUCGUCGCUGAUUUAUUCGCUCAAAGAAGAAUCAACAAAGUACCAUUCCCUGAUUCUGCCACUGAUUCAGAGUUCAGUUGAACCCGGCUCGGAAAAUAUACUCUAUCUUCUGGACGAGGCGUUAGAUCUCUGGAGCGCCAUACUCUUGCAAACACCCGCUCCCGCAUCUCCUGAAAUCCUCUCCUUAAUACCCUCCUUGUUCCAUAUACUCGAGGCCGCAUAUGAUAGCGUCGGGAUGGCGUUGCAAAUUGUAGAAUCAUACAUUCUCUUAGCGCCCCAGGAAGUCCUCAGCGACCGCAAUCGUCUCCCUCUGCUCGCCUCCCUUCAAGUGCUUCUACAGGCUACUACCCGCCAGCGUGGAGCUGCUGUUCUCCGCCUGGUUGAACUGAUGAUCCGCGGCGCCGACGCCGUAGAUGGUGGCAGCGAAAGCACAUAUAGCGUCAUAAUCCGCUCCCUGUUGGACAGUUCCAUCCUCGCAGCUGUACUCGAAGGCCUCCACUCCGCCUACGAAGCAAGCCAGACUACAGGCCCUAACAAGAAACAGACACAUGUAUACGGUGGUGUCGAGACAGACUACUUCUCCGUCCUGGCCCGUCUUGCCCUCGCACACCCAAAGCUUUUCGCCUCCGGUAUUGCCGCCGCUGCCGGAGAAUCCUCCAUCUCCCGUAAUAACAACAAUGACCCACAAGAAGACCUCCUCACCUGGCUCCUAACUGAAUGGUUUGCCCACUAUGACAACAUCGGUACCGCAAAACAAAAGAAACUCCACGCCCUCGCUCUCACACAGCUCCUCACCCUGAACGGUCCCAACACCCAACCACCUACAUAUCUCCUCAGCCAUCUACAAUCCUACCUCAACGUCUGGACCGAUAUAAUCACCGAGUUAGCGGAGGGCACAACAGAAGGCGAUCCCAGCGACCCAAGUGGCGGCGACUACCUGAUCUAUUGGAACGAGGCUGGAACAGGGAAAUUCGACGAGACUGAACCUCCCGAGAACACACGCAAACGCGAGUGGGACUCUACGGACGUCGUUCACAAGCUGAACAUCCGGUCAUUCGUUCGCGAGCGGCUGCACUCGCUGAUUGUCGGCUGCGGUGGCGAGCAGCGAUUCCAGGAGGAUUGGCUGCUCAAUGUUGAUCGCGACGUGGUUGCCGCUUUUGCCGCUCUUAGAUUGAUCUGA
Aspergillus calidoustus is the source of this 3171-nucleotide messenger RNA. NCBI's taxonomy places the organism in Eukaryota, Fungi, Ascomycota, Eurotiomycetes, Eurotiales, Aspergillaceae. The record is from the annotation of a GenBank genome assembly.